GAUCGGGUAUACUUUUGAAAAUAAAGACCAUGGUUGACAACUGCCUUAAUCCCACGUGGAAAGGGUAUUUGUAUGACGAGGUUAAUGAAGGUUACUUCUUCCACGGGACAAAAAGAAAUGGAGCUGAAAAUCUGUUGAAACAAGGAUUAGAACCCAGGAUGUCACAUGGGGAAACCGUACUUGGUCCAGUCAUAUACAUGGCAGAAAGUUCAACCAAAGCUGACCAAUACGCAGAUGAUAUAAGCAAAAGACAAAGAGAAGGGUUACAGAUGUUUCUUGUAAGAGCGUGUCUCGGAGAAGCCUGUACCCUGACAGAAGCCAGAAAACUAAAACGUCCACCCUGUUGCAUGAAGUGCUUUGAAGACGAUAGUUGUGACAAUGAGAACAGAUAUGACAGUGUGGUUUUGGAUCAGUUUAUAUUUCGAGAAUUUGUUGUGUACGAAAGCAGUCUUGUGUAUCCGGAGUAUCUUAUAACAUAUGACAGAGUUGCAUAAAAUGGACAACUAAAAUAUUGUUGUUAUUAUGCAUUAGGAGGAUGCUAUACUAUACACAGUACACCUUGGCAGACAAGAAAUAAUGAACCGUGUUCUACUCAUGGGGUAAACUAAGGCCUAAAGCUGGACAUGAUUUUCCGCUGCUUUGCCUAUUGGAUAUUAUCUUUUUUCCAUGCUUCCAAAUACAAAACUCGUGUUUUCAGUGACGUCAUUGUCGUUCGGCCUGCUCCUUCUAAGAUAUGUGAUAAUCAUUUGACACA
Molecule: messenger RNA, 754 nt
Organism: Mercenaria mercenaria
Lineage: Eukaryota; Metazoa; Mollusca; Bivalvia; Venerida; Veneridae
Product: poly [ADP-ribose] polymerase tankyrase-like
Exons: 3
Coding region: 30-494 (154 amino acids)
Molecular function (GO): NAD+ poly-ADP-ribosyltransferase activity
Source: RefSeq, a predicted model, not a curated record